UCGAGCGGGGCUUGCCCGGGCAUGUAGAAGCUGCCGGCUGUCCGGACGCCACGUGCGGGAGGGAGGAGACGCGCCCGGCUUCAGGCUGCUGCCCUGUUGGCAGGGUGAGCGGAUUGGGAUGGUACCCUGCGAAGCCACUGGGUCCGCCCAGUGCCUCAGCCCUUCCCUGGCCAACCCGAAUGCCAAGGAUGUGCUUCGGAGGAAGCACAAGAGGAAGAGCCGGCAGCACCAGCGCUUCAUGGCCCGGAAGGCGUUGCUGCAGGAGCAGGGACUGCUGGGCAUACCCCCAGAGCCAGGAGCUUCCCCGCUGCCCAUGCUGUCGGAGGCACUGCUGGGCACUGACGCUGCCCGCAGUGGGCGGCAGCGCCCAGGGGCUCAGACUGGAGAUGCCCCAUGUAGCAGAAAGACCACCCACAGGGAAUCCGGAGGGCCCUUGCCCAGCAAGUGUGUGGCUAUCGACUGUGAGAUGGUGGGCACGGGUCCCCGAGGGCGGGUGAGCGAGCUGGCCCGCUGCUCAGUGGUGAGUUAUCACGGCGAUGUUCUCUACGACAAGUACGUCCGGCCUGAGAUGCCCAUCGUGGACUUCCGCACCCGCUGGAGCGGCAUCACCCGGAAGCACAUGUGCAAGGCUAUCCCCUUCCAGGUGGCCCAGAAGGAGAUCCUCAAGCUCCUGAAGGGCAAGGUGGUCGUGGGGCACGCGCUGCACAAUGACUUCCAGGCCCUCAAGUACUUCCACCCUCGGAGCCAGACUCGCGACACCACAUACGUCCCAAACUUCCUCAGCCAGCCUGGCCUCCACACCCGGACCCGGGUCUCUCUGAAGGACCUGGCCCUGCAGCUGCUGCACAAGAAGAUCCAGGUGGGCCACCACGGGCACUCGUCAGUGGAGGACGCUAUGACAGCCAUGGAGCUCUACCGGCUGGUGGAGGUGCAGUGGGAACAGCAGGCCAGCAGCCUGCAGACCCACCCUGAGGACAGAGAGCCAGACAGCAGCACGGACAUGGACCAGUAUAUGGAGGACCAGUACUGGCCUGAGGACCUGGCCCCGAGCACAAGUGGGGGAACAGCGGGGGAGGUACAGGGCAGGAAGGAGUGAGGGGAGAGAGGCCUUAGGCGUGGGGGGUCAGGCUUGGAGAGCCUGGGCACUUCAUCCUGGGCAGGCCGGGUGUGGCCAGAGUGUCCCCAGGUCCUCUGUCCUGACUCCCUGCUCAGAGCAUAGCCCUCCUCCCUCCAGGGCUGUUGGCCUUUCCUCCCCAACCCCUUCGUUUUGCUAAUGGCACUUUACAGACACUAUGAGAUAGUCAGGUGGACCAGCCACUGGGGCCCAGCAGGAGUAGAGAAAGCCCGGCACACAGCCCCAGGCUGUCACUGGCCUUCCCCGCCCCGCCCCGUGCUGUCUAUCUAAAGGGCCAACCCUCCCUCCCUGGAGGGGGGGGGGUAUGUAGGAGCUCCCUUAUCUCAGUGACUUGGGGUAAAGUUCCCUUCCUGUUGUGGCUAUCUACCUCUUCCUCCAGAAUCCUCAGGUUCAGAAGAAAUGUGCCCUGAAGCCAUUGUAGGAGCUCAGUGCCAGGACAGGCAGAGUAACUGAGCCCACAGGCCCGUGUUGCUUGCUUAACAUGCUUGGUGCCUGCAGUCACCGGACACAGCUCGUGGCGGAGGGAAAGCAGGAUAAGCUUUGGAUGGAGACUGGCAUAUUUAUUUUGACCCAACCAGGCAUUCCUCCUGUCCACCUAGCAGUGGGCUCUCUAAGCAAAAGCCUGAGAAACAAGACAGCAGUUUGAGUCCCGAGACACCUGUGUGGAAUCACUCCCAAGGGACCUUUGUGUAUUUGGAGCAAGGCCACCAGUCUAUAGGGUAGCAGAGUGCGUGUCCGCCAGGGCUGGGGCCAGAUGUUGGCCCCUGUGCUGUGUGUCCGCACUUGGCCUGGCUUCCCCUUAGUCGCUUUGAUUGGCAGUCCCUAUGGUUACUGGGUUUUCUCCAAAUGUCUGAAAAUGUUCUCUCUCAGAAUUUCAUCCCCACUCCUUUUUGUUUCCUAAGGGGCAGUUUAGGGGUGUUGGGGUAACUAAGAGCUCAGGCCACUUGCCACUGGAUAGCUUUGAGACCUUAAGCAAAUACGUGACUCCACUCUUGAGCCUGUUCCUCAUUUUUAAAACGGGGACGGUGAUGCAGCCUGCCUGUCACAGCUGGCAGGAGGCUGAUACACGCUGAGCCAGGGUCCGUGUGAGCAGCUCUUUUUUCUGUAAGGAUUAGUUUCAGGGUCUCUGAGUAAUACCUGCGCACACACACCCCUUUGGUCAGGGGCCGUGGCCCAGACAGAACUGUCCUUGCCUGGCUGUCCCCCAGGUGGACCAUGGGGCUGGGUGAGGAUGGAAUGCAGAGGGUCGGGGUCCUCGCUGGUCUUUGUGGCUGGGUGACCUGUGUAUACUCAGCAUCCAUCUGCUGUGUGCACAAGGUGACAGUGGUUUUUCAUGGCAGCCUGAGUAAAACAGCAGGACCAGGAAGGGGGAGAGACACUAUCAAAACCACACUACAAGCCAGGGGCCAUAGAUGACGUUGUGUCACCACCCCCUUGUCUCCAGACUACGGAGCUGGCUGAGUUAGCGACCGCUGCUGGCCUGCCUCUGUUCUCGAUUCCUUAACAGUAUGUAGCUGGUGCCAAACCCAGAGCUGAGCAGUAGCUUCGAUUCUUCAGUCUGUGGGUUGAAGGAAAAUGGACCUGUUACCAGUGGGGAAAUGUACUGGAUUUAAAAACAGCUUUGUUGUAAAACCGUUUGUUCUGGAUUAAAACUCAAUUGGGAAAGUGGGCGAAAUGACCUUUUCUGUGGAUUUGCAGGUGAGGUGGGAGGGUGGCUUGGUGGCGAGGUUGAGGGUGCCAGGCCCUGAGCCUUGCUGGUGCUUUGGCCUGUGAGCUGGGGACUUUCACAGUUGUGCUCUGGGGUGUGGCAAGAAAAUAUUACAGCUGUGGAAUUAAUAUGGCUUAUUUAAAAUUUUAUAUAACCUCUGUAAUAGAGCAUAAAGUAAUAGAGCAUCUCCCUGAUGCUAUGUACUCACUUUUAAAAAAUCUUUUAAAAUAAAUGUUUAGUUCUAAUUGUGAUAAAAUAUACCAUUUAUCAGUGUAUGGUUCA
Molecule: messenger RNA, 3125 nt
Organism: Manis javanica (Malayan pangolin)
Lineage: Eukaryota; Metazoa; Chordata; Mammalia; Pholidota; Manidae
Gene: AEN
Product: apoptosis enhancing nuclease
Biological process (GO): intrinsic apoptotic signaling pathway in response to DNA damage by p53 class mediator
Cellular component (GO): nucleus
Molecular function (GO): nucleic acid binding; exonuclease activity
Source: RefSeq, a predicted model, not a curated record